CAGCUGCGCACAGGACUGGUCCGGCUUCGCAUUCCCGACGUCGCUCCCUCAGUCGCUCGCAGCUUUCCGUCCAUCCGCCUCGCUGCAAUGGUACACAAGUGGCUUCGAGAAAAAACCGAACACUUGAGAUCUUUUUCAUAAUAUAUAUAUAUAUUUUAUUUGUAACACGGGCGUUGAGCAUGUCGAGGAAGUACAGUUGAUGGAGCCGGCUUCUUCAAUGGAUAUUUCUCCCGAGGUUUCCAGCGCUCACCGUGAAAUCAGAGGCGGAGGAAGAACGUCUUCAGAGGAGGACGGGAGCCAAUCAGCCGUGGCGAACCAAAGAUAAACAAGCCUUAUGAUAAAGCAAAACUCUCAGGAAAACCCAGGCUGCUUGCAGGCCCAGUGAACUAUCAUGCUAGCCUGUAUCCAGAGACAGCAGAACUUCUCAUCGCACCAUUUGGCGUGCACACCCAAAAGCUUUGAUGUUUCGCCCUCGUCCUUAUUGCUCCCAGUGGCACCACUGCAGACAUGCACCCGGAAAGCAGAGACCGGGUCCAUGAUUUCUCGGUACCCAUCUCCUGCAGAGUUGGACGCUUUUGCCCAGAAAACCGCCAACAACCCGCUCUCCAUCAAAAUCUUUCCAUCUGAUGUACGGGUGCCACAACACAAGCAGCUCAACAAAACUGUGAAUGGCUUGGACACCACCGGUCAGCGCUACAGCCCCUACCACCACCCACACUCAGGAGGCUACCAGGGCUUGCUGGCAAUCGUCAAAGCCUCCGUGGUCAAGGGUGUUCUGAAAAGCUCUGAGGGCAAGAGGACUAAACACAUGAACUCUCAGACUUCUGUGGCACCGUAUAAUAACCCUCUGAAUGAUAGCUGCACAGUCAGACACAGACAUGAAGCCUAUAACACAGGUUCAUAUAAGCCCCCUGAUGUUCCCAUUGAAGCACUUUGUUCUGCUGCAGGAAUGGCCUCCAGAGAUCAGAGCCUGGCCUCCCAGUCGGAGCUGGCAGAGGUUCAAAGCCUGAUGAGGCGGAUGAGCAGAGUUCCCCACAGCCAGGCCCAGCAGCUGGGGGGAGAGGCUCGGGCCAGCCCCUCGCUGCAGGCCGUGGCAGCAGUGGCACAUCCAGAAUCAGACUUUGUCUUUGGAGUACCGCCCCAGAGUAGUCGAGCCUUCGCAGGAGCAGUGCUACCUACACAGAGUUCAGACACAGCCAAAACUGGAUACCUAGAGAGGGGCGACUACGCCAUGUGGCAGCACAAACCUCCAAUGCAGCUCUAUCAGCAGGAGGUGGUGAGGAUGUACGGUGUGAGUAACGACACUCAGAGCUGUAGAACAGUGGAGGCCGGGGUGGGGUCUCCUGAAACCUGCCACCCUCUGCCCUGCUCCUCCCAGCUGCCUUACGGGCAGCGCCUAGGAAACAUGGGAGCCGCCGUGCAGAAAGAGCGGACAGCGGGACAGUACUUCGCUCCUCUCUGGGACAACCCGGGCAGCGACGGGUAUUCCUCUCAGGUGUUGGGAACAAAUACGUGUGCAUCCAGGCCUAGACAUGUAGGGAUCGCCCAUCCUCAUCUCCAAGCAAGCUGCCAUCAACAAAACCAACCCCAGCUUCAUCCGCAUCAUCCUAAUCAGCACCACCUUCUUCAUCACCAUCAAACCCAGGCCUACAGCACGGAGCAGAACCUCUCCUGCGGGCUGCCCAGCUUCAGCCUGUGCCACGCCGCAGUACUCAGCAGCAGUCUGCAGUCUCUGGAGUGCCUCAUCAGUGAGAUUCAGCCUCCCUGCAUCAAAGAGUGCAUGCUGGGCCGCGGGUACGAAGCCAUGGGGGGGAUGCUUCCGCUGCUGGAACACCAGCAGCACAUGCAACUCCCCGUCUACAGAUGAGGCAGCGCUCUGUGACACGCGAGUUCGAACAUUCGUGAAAUACACAUGCCUUUUUAGUUUGUGCAUGUAUUUGUAGAAGGCUGUGCAUUUAACACUUGGAAAACGGGAGUAAAUAAUAAUCAGGAGUCACGAUGCAGGUUUACACUACAGAUUCUUUUAUUUUUGACUGCUGUUGUUGAUUUAACACUGAAGCUGAGCACUUGAUCGCACUUGGAGUUCAUCAGUUAAUCGUAUAUUUUGUAUUUGCUGUUAUUGACCUUUUACAAAACGGAAAUGGAUCAAAAAUAAUCAGGGGUAUCAAUCAAAAAGGAUGUAAUUGUAGGAUCUCUUAAAGAGUUUAGUAACGCAGUUGUGUAUUUUUACCUCUCUUGUUACAGAGUUGGACCAUUGGUAAACUUUUUGUCUGUCCUGACUUUAAGCCAAGUCUAGUCAUAACAAAGUAUUAUCUAUCAAUAUGAAGCAACUCCUAAAGCUUAUAUGAGAAGAUAUUGCUCAUAAACACAGAGUUUUGUUAUUUAACGUUUAAAAUAAUUUGUUUCACUUCUCAGCUCAGUUGAUCUUGACUGUCAAAUGAACACUGUUGCAUUCAGGCCAAGUGAGAUGUACCGUUUGGGGAUUUUUUUUUUUGAGCAUUCUUAAAGGUAAAUCUGUUGAGUGAACUUUUUUUCCCCCUCUAACUCUUGAAGAUUGUGUGACUGUUUCUCAUAACGAAUAGCUGUUUUUGAGGAUAAGCUGCCUGACUCAUUUACUGUCUUGUUCUUUGCAGGGCUAUAUUAUCUCUAAUGGUUUGAAAUGUAUGAGUGAGCAGCACUUCAUAUGUCUGCAAUGGUUCUGUGAGACUAUUUAUUUCUGUCAACUUGGUGGGUUACGUGGCAAACUGUCUUUAUAAUUAUAAAGUGCAAUUAUUAUAUAUGGACACAUGAGUUAUCUCCAUAAAUUAUGUUGAUGAAAUAACUUUUUGAAAUGUAUGACCCUAAUCAAACACUUUUUUGUCUCUUCUUAAUAAGGAUUGUCAAGUAAAUAAAUUUUUUAA
This is a messenger RNA of Xiphophorus couchianus (Monterrey platyfish), 2900 nucleotides long. Its product is annotated as protein FAM222A-like. The record is from RefSeq and is a predicted model, not a curated record. The coding region runs from base 392 to 1867 and encodes 491 amino acids. The transcript is spliced from 3 exons. Lineage: Eukaryota; Metazoa; Chordata; Actinopteri; Cyprinodontiformes; Poeciliidae.